UAUUGUUGGUUUCAAAGCUGUUCAAGUCAUCAAGCUUCACAUUCACUCGCUUCUUCACUCGCUUCUUCAGUCACUCUAGCUAUUUUCUUAAAGAACAUCUAGAACAACCUGAACACAUCAAAGCAGCCAUGCCGCAUGCCACCACUCCUUCCGUUAGUUCAGAUGGGUCGGCCAGGAGCCGUCAUCGUCACCGUGACCGUGACCACCGCCGUCACAGCAUGGUUUACCUCGAAGAGCCUGAGCCAAAGCAGUUCCGUUUCUGCGCAGAACUGACCCUUCAGAUCCGAAGCCGUCGGGCUGAUCAUCGAAGCUCAGAGUCUCUUGAGGACGAGAUCCUCUACUCCCUUACCAAUGGAGGCAUCAAGUCUCAAAUUCUUUCGGAUUAUCCAUACGACCACCCCACACACACUCACACGCCUUCCUACAAAGUUUGGACUAUCACCAGCGACCACUCUAUCCAGUCCAAGCCUACCGAGUACAAACACGCCAUGAAGUUUGUCUCUCCUCUCUUCCGCUUCUCCUCCUUCGACACCUGGAUCCAACAUUUCGAGAGUUUCAUGCAAGUCCUCAACCGAGACUUUGAGACCACUUCUACACACGAAUGCAGCACUUCUAUCCACCUCGCUCCCCUGGACCAGGACCACCCAGAGUGGACACGUUCCGAUAUCCGCGCCCUUUCCAAGUCCAUUCUCUACUUCGAGUCCUGCCUUGACGCUGUCAUGCCUCUCUACCGCCGCACCUCUGUCUUCGCCAAGAGCAACCGGUACAACAAGCAAAUGGCCAACUUGACCACAGCCGAGUGCUUCUCACACCUGGACUCCCUCAGCAAACGGAAAUAUAUUGCGGCCCACAUGGUCCGCUGCGAUCCCAACUCAUCCACGGGCCGGGCCCUCGGCCAGCGGUCCGACUUUCCCCAUUCCGGCUACCGAUGGAACUUUCUCAACCUCGUGCACAACAAGUCUCGAGGCACGAUCGAGUUCCGCCAGCCUCCUGGCUCCACGACCCCCGGUGAAGCCAUCGCCUGGAUCAUCCUUGCCGUGUGCUUUGCUCAGGUGGCCUGCGCAAAGGGUGACUCGCUCCGGCCCAAGGAACGCCCCAACGUGGAGACACUGGGCGAUUGGGUGUACAGGGAGGCAGUACGGGCCAACGUUCCUUCGGAGCACAGGAGGAGGUUGAGGCAGUUGUUUGAUGAUGCCAUGCCUAUCGUCUCUGACUCCAAAAAGGCCGACUUGAGCAUCGUCCCGGCGGAGCCGCCGAUUACGGUGCAUGACAAGCAUGGCUUGAUUUGGAGGGAGAAAGGCGAGAGGAACGUGGCGAUGGAGAAGUUUGAUGGGUUUUUCAUGGACCCGGUGUUGAGUAUGUGGGGAGAUUCUUCGAGGCUUUAGUACGUUGUCUCUGCUAUCCUCGCUAUUUUUUUUUUUUUCUUUUUUCUUUUUUCCUUUUCUUCAGAAGCUCUUCAAAGAGUUUCUUCCCCCCUUUUUUCUGAACUUUUAGCGUUGUUUCCUUGACCUCUUUCUUUCCUUUUUACCUACAUAGCUGUCGCCCAGAUUGGCAGAUGGAAACAUCAUGACAGCAUACCUACACCUACGGGGGGAAUAACCGCGGUGCAAAAUUUUGGGAAUAUGGGAAGCAUCAACGGUGGCUCCUUUUUUUUUUUUUUUUUUUUUUUUACAAAUUUUACGGUCAACGGCGUUUUGGAUCAAAUAUGUAGCAUGCAUGCAUGGUAUGGGCAUACCGGUUGGGAGGCACAAGCAGCAAGUCUGACUUAAGUACUUGGACUUGAUCAUCUUUAUGAUUUUAAUCUGCUCCUGAUUUUAAUCUCCAGAUAAUGAUAUAAAAUGUUAAUUACUUGCUUUUUACAUCAUUUCUAUCAUGUAUCUUAUUCACUGUAAUGGUCAAUCGUAGUAUGGUAUAAAAUUAAUUAAUAACUUUCCC
Molecule: messenger RNA, 1935 nt
Organism: Neurospora crassa OR74A
Lineage: Eukaryota; Fungi; Ascomycota; Sordariomycetes; Sordariales; Sordariaceae
Exons: 1
Coding region: 129-1385 (418 amino acids)
Source: RefSeq, a predicted model, not a curated record